Messenger RNA from Pediculus humanus corporis (human body louse), 756 nucleotides. RefSeq lists its product as uncharacterized. The record is from RefSeq and is a predicted model, not a curated record. Lineage: Eukaryota; Metazoa; Arthropoda; Insecta; Psocodea; Pediculidae. The transcript is spliced from 2 exons. Gene Ontology annotation, cellular component: nucleus; cytosol. Gene Ontology annotation, biological process: proteasome assembly. The coding region runs from base 1 to 756 and encodes 251 amino acids.
AUGAUUAACGUUCUAGAAAAUGUCGUCUUGGAAGGUUUUACAGGGAUUAUACCGUCUGUUUGCGUCGGAAACGUGGGUCAAUUGGCUGCGGAUUUAAUAAUACAUAGUUUAAAUUUAAAAAAAUUGGGAUACGUUUGGCAUCCGUCCGUGAUAUCACUCGCCGGAUCAGAUCCUUACGGGUGGCAUAAUUCUAUUUCUUUGGGCUUGGAAAUUUUUUAUUCGAGCUCUCUAAAAAUAAUUGUUUUUCAAAUACGCACAACAAUUAUAGAUAAUAAUAGUUUCGUUCAAGAUUUGGUUUCUUGGUUACUGAAAAAUAAGUUGAAGCAAAUAAUAGUGUUGACAGGUAGUUCGGCUCACGAAAGAAGAGAUGAACAAUUAGUGGGAAAACCGUUACGUUUUUUAUUUUGUCCCAACACAAAAAAACUAGAGUAUUCCAAAGCUCUCGAAAGGCAAUGGGUUGAAUUUGAAAAUGUGAAUAUUUCAGAGAAUUCCUCUUGUAAAUUUUCACUUCCUCAUAUGCCUGGUUCUGGGUUUGCAUUGAAAUUAUUUAAAAACUGUUGUGAAAACAAUGUGCCUUGUUCAGUGUUAAUAAUGUUCUGUUCAGAUGGUAAUAAUGCACCUGAUGCCAUGGAUUUAGCAGAUUAUGUAAAUGAAUGGUUAUUGUUAAAAGAAGAGCAAAAAUUAAUGAAUUGGAUGAUUCCUCCUUCAUGGAACCUGGUUUUCGGGUCUUGUCCUCCAUUAGAAAUAUUCAAUUAA